Pocillopora meandrina is the source of this 16184-nucleotide messenger RNA. The record is from the annotation of a GenBank genome assembly. Lineage: Eukaryota; Metazoa; Cnidaria; Anthozoa; Scleractinia; Pocilloporidae.
AUGGGAGACCAGCGUGGCGCUGGUAACUCUCGCUCGUACAAGAUCCGAGGGUAUACGAGAGAGAGACAUUCAGCGAAACCGUAUGCUCGUCCGUAUGAACGUAAGAAGGUGCGUGAGUGACACAACGUUCAGUGCUGAUUUUUUAGAUUUCCUCCUCUUUAAAACUGAUCGUUUCUAUUUAUUAGGAACGUACUUUAAGUUUUAUGCCCGUAGAGAGCACAUACUGUUCCGUGGGAGAGUAUUAAAAAGUUAAACAUCGCUCUUUAUGUAUUGCAUUGCAGGGAGUUCUAGAGACGGUGAAAGAUUUCUUCUCUCCAUCAUGGCUUGUAGAUUUAUUUAAAGGAAACCAGAGAUCAGAAACUAUCGAAAUAGAAGAUGAAGACGAUGAAGAAGAACACGACGAGGUUUCACGGGGAAUUGACCAAACUUUCAAUCCGGGUUUUAACGAGCGAGCGUCGUCUUCGCGACCCCAAGAAACUUUAACAGCCGGUAAGAUAGGCAAUGGGCAGUUAAAAUCCUCGUUCGGGCCGGGAUAUUUCUCAUCUAUUUUACGAAAGCCUGAGCUUUCUGUCGAAACACCUUCUACCUCGAGACCUGCAAGAACGUUUGGUUUAUUCACUGGGGAUGAUCGUAUAGGUGAACCUUCGAUUAGUUCGGGAAGAACGGAGGAAUGCGAUAACGAACUUGAAGUUCCAAGUUCAAGUAACGAGAAAGUUGUAAGGCCGUCAAAAACGGGCGAGGUAAGUUAACCUUAAAUGUUGCACUCGCUCUUUGAUAAACUAAGGUAAAUGACAAGUAUUUUGAAUGAGUUACCAAUUUAUCUUUCGACAGGUUUUGCAUGAUUUCCCGUAAACUUGCCAUAAAAAUUUCCAUGGCAAAGCUUAGGACAAGCUUAAUACAGAAUUAACUAAACGAGAGUGGUUUUAUGAUCAUUUAGUUAAUUACGAGACACUUCUUUCCUCGUUGCCCUGUAGGCUUCAUUAGUGAGCGUACUACUUCCGAAUGAUAUGGUUGUUUAUGCUCACACAUUCUUAAUUCGAUUGAUUGCAAACUCAAUUUCGAAAUGUUGCAUUUAACACUUCCACUCCAAUAAUCAUAUACAUGUUCUUUUUGUUGGAGUAUUUACCUUUCUUACAGUGUAACCUUGCUUUGUCCAACACUCUCUGUUAAUUCAAUGUUUGUGUUGUGAAAUUAAACAAGUAAGAUGUAAAGGUAUGCAUGUCAGAAUAGUUUUUAAACAAAACUACUGGAAACCAUCUCCUCUGAUACAUCUUACAAUAUGGCUAUUAUACAGAGAUCAACUGCUGGAAAUGUCAGUUUUCUACAACUUUACUCAAUGAUUGAAAUACUGAUCAAUCAAGUUGAUAUGUCUGUGUUUAGCACAAUGUAAGGAUUUGCUCACUGGAAAACUGUAUACUGUAUCAAUUAAUUGAAUGACGGAGAAAGUAAAUUUGAUUGUAGUUUAGUUUUAAAUAGCAGUUGUUGUGCUCAUAAAGAGAAAUUUUCACGCAAGGCUAAAAAAGAAAGUUGAAUCGCAGAUGCUUAUCAUAGAGGAUAUUUGUGCAUAUUACUGAACUCAAUUAAAAUCAAUUAAUUGAUUCUAGUCUUAUUGAGUUAUAUGACCAAGCAGCUAAAUUUGAUUUUACUUGAAACACAGUUCCAAGAGUCUGGGGACUUAUUUUUGUUAAUAAGAGAAGGGUUUAUUCUUGAGCUUGGCCUUGCAGGAUCUCUGCAGUUUCAAAAGGAAAAAAAAUAAAAAGGAUGAUACAAUUUAGGUCUAAGUGUCAAAUGGAGAGAAAAAAAUGUGCCUAUAACCAUAUCCUAAAGUAGUAAUUUAUUUUUGAAGUGAAUUAUUUGAACACUUAACUGAAAGCAAGAUGGAGGAUAUGAUAGCUGUUGUAUAAAACCAAAUUUAAACCUAAUACUGUUUUUCCUGUCUCAAUGGCCUCUCUCUUCUUUUGUUUUCUCACUGAUAGGACAAAAACUAUGUUCAAAUAUUUUCUUUGCCUUUAAUUUCUAGGUGAAGGGCCCCCCAUAAUUAUAGAAGCAGGAAUAAACCCUGAUAAAAGCCUGCCAUACAACAUGACCGUGUUAGUUUUGAACAACUACCUACCUUCCUUUGAUGGGUCUGUUCAUUCUAUAGACUUUCAGGAGUACAUAACUCCUUGUUUUAAUUUUGAUACACUACCCCUUUGUUAGGUGAUAAAGUAAUUAAAAUUUUAACUAAGGGAUAUUGUCUUGGUAGUGAAAGAGUGAGAUCAAUAUACUGAAGUUCUGUUCUAACAAUGAUCUUUUGACUUCAGUUCCGCUUUUAGAGUGAUCAGUUUCUUUCCCUUGUCUUCAGGGUUCCAAGCCAAUCAUUUUUUAAUAAUUUGCUAUUUGGCAACUUAACAUUGUAAAAUUAUCUCCAGAGAUAAAGUUCUGACUCAAAACCCCCUAGAAAAACUACAAAAGACACUUUGAGCAGCUUACAUGAAGCACUAAGUUGCUGACCUUGGUGCCUGUGUUUCCAUCAAGCAUUAUGGUGGACAUUGGUUUUUGAAGGUUCAUGUAUCGUAUCAGGAAUAAUAUGUGGGCACACCAGGAAGAGAAAUUUUUACAGAAGAAAAAUGAUAAAGCCUGUGUGGUAAAUUAUGAAACUGCAUUGCUCACUUGGAUUUCACACCAUAAAGAUGAAGAUGUCAAAUUGUUACAAAUUAUUGCUUGACUGCUGGACACAGGUUGCCAAAUUGGUCGCUUACAUAGCCAAUUUACCUGCCAAAAUCUUUUGUUACUAUGGUGACCAUAAUGGUUGCAGCUUAGAGUGCUGUCAUUAUUUUUUUAAAACAAACUUGUCAAUGGAAAUCUAAAGGGUUUACUUGAUUUGGUUGCACAAUGUUUUAAAACCUGGCUUAUUGUUCCCAGGGAAAUUUAUUUAAAUGGAGAACAACAUAUCUGAUUGUGCCUGGUAAAUUUUAAAAUAUCAUGCUUGGUGGCUUAUCAAUAUUCUCUGCAGUAUCAAGUCUGAAGUUCUGUUGUGAGUUCCAUGAAGUCUACACACAAACCUUUUUUUUUGCAGUUACCAAUGCCAUAAACUACAAUUUUACAUGAUAAAACAUCUUACUGCAUCAAGUUACAUGUUAUUUAAGCCAGUUUUUAUAGUUUCACCCAUGUUUGAUCAUUACCUUUGUGCCCUUCCUAAAUCCAAAACAGUGUUUUCUGCAGAGCUAAAUUAUAUUUAUCCCCACAGGAAGAAGAUAUCACCAUUAUUCAUCCAGAAGCACAGGAGAUGAGCAAAUCAGACUCAAUUAAAACAUCCACGCCUGCCUUGUUUUCAACUCCUGGUCUCAAGAAAAGGCCAAACACAACAAUAUUUGGUGAACCUUUGCCAGAAGCUUCAACAUCCCAGGGAUCAAAUCCUUCCAGGCCACAGUUGUUUCCUUCAUUGUCUGAGUCCCGUCCACAGCCUUUCUCAUUAUCCAAAAACAGACCAACCUUCUCUCUGUCUGCCUUUGGUUCUCCUUUGCCAGUAAGUAGUGUUCCUUUGAUGGAAUGUGUAUGGUAGCAUUUGCUGGUGUGAGCUCAGAUAGUUUAAAUUGCAGCCAGAAAAACUGCUGACUUGAGAAACAAUACCCUUCUUACUAGCAGAGAAAUAAUCCUGACAAGCGAACAACAAUUCAAGAAAUUGAAAAAAAUGAUAAGCCUGCUAAAAGCCAGGCUUUGGUGGAAUUCCAGCAACUUCAUUAACUGCAGCGCUGUUGAGGGCAUAAACUUUUUACCUUUAUUUUCUCCAAAACCCAAAAUAUUUCUUGUUUUGUUUGUGUAUAUUUCCAUGUUUAUAGCCAGUCUGUGUGCUGAAUACUUCCUUGAUUUAUGGAAACUGGAAAUGCCAUUAAUUUGAGAACUGUGGGUAGAAGGGGAGAGGCUUUUUGUGGUUGUUGCAGUGCCAUGAAAUGAGGCACUAGAAACAGAGCGGUUGCAAAUUGUAUAGACUGCCUUAAAUCCCAUAACAAGCCAUUAUCUUUUUUAAUGUAGCUUAUUUGUGAUAACAAAGACCAUGUUUAUAUUUGACUUGAGCUUUGUUUAUAUGUUGAUUUUUAGUAUUUCUUUUGGUUAACCCUUUAACUCCCUUGGGUGACCAAGACAGAAUUUCUCCUUACAAUAUCAAUACAAUAUCAAGCAGACAAGUGAUGAGAAUAGAGAAAAAUAUCAAUUAGGGGAUUAUAAGUUGAUCCAAUACCAAAUUCUCAAAACUAACAUCACAAGAACUGUAUGGCAGACAGUAAGGAGAAUAACUACGGAGAUCUUGGGAGUAAAAGGGUUGAUUGUACACUGCAAUUGGAUUAUGGAUUUUGAAGAUACAUGUUUUAUAAGAUAUUUGAUUAUUGUUGAUGUUGUGUUGUAAAGUUGGAUUAGCUUUCACGGCAUUGCAGGGAUGAGAUGCAUAAAAAGCCUGUAGUGUGCUGUGUUCUUUAUUUUCUGUCUGUGAAUGGUAUACUUAUCAGAUGGCUCCUCAUAGAAAACAAAUACAAGGUCUUACAAGAUCUGUCUUCUCCUUCCAGCCCAAGCCAUCAGAAGCUGGCGGUUUUUCCUCUCCAUUUUAUUGUGGAAGAACAUCUUUUGGGGGAGCUUCCUCUCUGCAGUCUUCAGGUUAUAAAAGACAGAGGAUGAAUUCCCCAACUUUUGGAGAGGUAUUGUGACUAUAUUAAUCUCCAGACACUUGAUGUUGCAGUUUUGUCAGCUAAAUAUGUAAAGGCAUCUAAACACAGUCAUGCUUGUAAGUCUUGUUUAUAUUUUAGCUGCAAACCAAAACCUUACUUUGGUGUACUUUCUGUUAGGCUCCAAAACCAGUAAGGAAAGUGAUAACACCCAAGCCUGUUUCAAGUAAGUUUGAUUUGUACUCAGAAGUUAUCUUAACUUUUUUUGUAGAGUUAGAGGUGGAAAACAUUCAUGAGAACCUACAUUUAAUUGGUGUCCUUUUUUUUUGGUCUCAUUUUAUAGCAUCUGGAAGAAGUGGUGUUACUAGUCAGACAGCAAAGAGAAUACUUGACGCUUUAGAAAAUAUGUCCUCACCCUUAAUUGUGAGUAUUGUCAAUAAUACUCCAGUGGUACUGCAAUAACUUGAUCAGAGGUCUGGCCAUUUAUUGUGACUUUACCCUUAACCCUUAAGAUCUGAUGGGUAAUUCUCCCCUCUGGCUGCUGCUCAUUUCCUGGUGAAUAUGUUAUGAAAAUUUGAUGUUAGAGCAAGAGAACAACUUCCACCUGAUAAGUUUGAGUAUUCUCAUAACCUGUAUGCUAGAUAAUGUAUGGAUAUUAAAGGGAGAAGUUACUUGCUAAUCACCUCUUGUAUUACAGGAUGCCAGAAGAAUACCAACACCUCCCGUUUCUGCUUCAGCUUCACCCCUCUCUUUUUCAGUGAGUAUGACAAAGCGAAUGAGCUGUUUGUUUGUGCAAUAUUAUUCUGCAGUUGAUCUGACACUUACAACAACUUUUUAUUUUUAUAGCCUGCAAAAAGGAGAAGAGCUCCAAUUCCUUCUCGAGCUGUAGGUUCUCCACGUUCUCUGAAGGUAAGUUCAAGUUAUUCCUUUUUUUACUAUCUUACUAAAAUGCCAGACUCUAACUUCAAUUUUGGUAAGUGACCACUCUGUCUGUCAUCAAAACUAUGGAUCUACAACUAGUGCAAUUGCUCUUGGAGGUUCAUGAGACUCAGAGUCCUAAAAAUUGAGGUGAAAGAAGCAAAUUGUAAAAAGAUAAUAGAUACAGUGGAACCCCACUAACUUGAACUCAGUUAACUCAAACCCCGCAUUAACUUGAACAAGAUCUGAUUUCCCUUGACAAUUUUUUUCUGUCAUUUCUUAUCAGCUAAGCCCUGUCAACUUUUUGUUUCCCUUGGGAGAUUGAGUUAGCAAGGUUCUACUGUAGCUCAUUUUCAAAUCAAUAUGGCCACCAAAAAAAAAUGAAAGCUUUCAACUCUGAAAUGAUAUAUUUAUGUCCUUUGUCACAAACAUUUGUCUCAAAAGCAUCUCUUGAAUAAUUAUCUUACAGGCCCAUUUUCCUGGUCCUCCAGUGCAAGAUCUCUCUGCACCUCAACAAGUAUCAAUUUCUCGCUUGAGGGCAAAAGAAACCUCAACCCCAGCAAGCACAGCAACUUCAUCAGAUUCACAGUGAGUACUUGUACAACAGUUAGUAAUCAAGUUGAAGAGGGAGUUUCCAGUGUCAUGUGGCCUUGACAGUACAUUUUCCUCUUGCAGAUUUUCCACAGCAUCAACCACUAUCCCAACAUUUUCCAAGGUAAGGGAUGCUCAUAUAGUAUCAGUUUUGCUUUGUUCUUGACCCCAAAUUUCUCCUUACAAUAUCACCCUUCAAUCAUUAAGGCCAGGAGAAUAGGGGAAAUAAUCACCAACUAAAGUAGCUCUUGAUUGUUAAACAAAUUCUCCCUGUCAACAACUUGGGAAACGUAUAGAGAACAGUAUGGAGAAUAUGCAUACUGAUGUUAGGGUAUAAAGGGUUAAUGAUAAGAGGAUGUAUGUUGUCUAAUUUUCUUUCCUUAAAACCUAAAUAAUAGCAAAUGCUGUUAACUUGUAAUGAUCAGAUAAUUAGUAAAUCAAUAAGCAACAGUUUUUAAUUUUCCUUGUUUUAGUUUGAGUGUCACUUCUACAUCACAGUUAAUAGUGCAAAGUAGUUUUAUCUACUUCUUAAAGUUAUUUAUUUAUUUGAUUUAUGCCUUUCAGCCAUCAUUGGUGUCCUCCUUCACUCCAACACCUUUACCAAUUUCUCUAUCGCCAUCAUCCUCCAAGGGCGGGGGCAAAGUGAAGAGUGCAAGAAGUACAAGUCAUUACACGCAAAGAGAUAGAGGUGACGAGGAGAGGAGUGAAAACCAAGUAAUGUAUUCUUUAACACCAUAAACAUUUUAUUUGUGGUUGUAGGAUUUAAAUCCAGAAGCUUUUUUGUAUUGUUCAGAUGCACAAGGACUGGGUGUGGUGUUUAUUUUAUGGAAGUGACGAUUUUUUUAAAUUUUGCUUCCAUCUGCAGCUUGAAAAUUGUUUGAAUAUAGUAUCUUCUGGUGUCUUCUGACCUGUCUGCAUCAUUGUGUUAGAAUAUUGAAGGAUACUGAGUGUAUUCAAUGAGCAACUGUUUUUCUUUCUUAUAAAUAGCUGAUCACUGUAUCCUCCUUUGUUUUGCAGGUUGUGAAUCCAAUACCCGAGGUUGAGAAUCCUGUCCCACUGAAGUUACCUAAUGGAAAAUCCUUGCCAUCCUUUUCUUUCAAGUCGAUUCCUCCAACUGCAACAGAACCUGCAGCUACGGUACUAGUUCUUUAAGUGCUAGUUUGUGUAACUUAAUUCUUAAAUUUAUCUGACAUUUAAAGAUGGUAAUCGUUGCCUUCUUUUUCAGAGCACCCCAAUAGCUUCUAAUGCAUCAACUCUGGACUUUGCUAAAAAUAACUUCAAGUUUUCAUCCCCUGAAGCAAAAUUGCCCAUGUUUUCCAAAACAUCAACAGCAGAAAAUCAGAGCAGUUCUAACAAAGUGAGUAAGAAUGAGACUUGUUGCUUCAGUGGCAAUUAGAAAACAUUUUGAUGGGUAGAAAUGUUAAUAGCAGAGCUCACAGAGCAUAGCCCCAUAAUUAUACAAAAUAGUAGUAACCCAUCAAGCUGAAAAAAUUUGGAUGUACGACCGUACGAUCGUACAAGGUGUUACUUUUGAUAUGUGUGGUCAACUGUACCACAGGCAUGCCAACACCGGUGGUCAGUGCACUGGGCUCCGAGUCAGACAACCCGAAUUCUAGUCCUGGCUGAGACAAGUUGUGUGGGGAAAAAAAAAUUAAAGCUCCGCUUUUAGGCUUGGCUAAAUGUAUGUAUUAUUUUGAUUUCAUCAGCAAAGAAGAAUGAGAAGGUAUUGAACAAAUCGAAAUUUCCCAAUUUUUUUUUGUUUCUUUUAGAUUACAUUUUCCUUUAGUGAGCCUGUUCCUGUUAGUAAAAGGUAAGCUUUAAGAGUUAAAACAUACAGUCAUUGUUCUAUCCUCAAUAGAUUUCACAAUUCUCAUCACUUGCCUGCUUGAUGUUGUUUCAAAAUUGUAAGGAGAAAUUCAUUCUUGGUUGCUCAUGGGAGUUAAAGGGUUAAGCCAUCACCCCUGGGGAAUGGUGGAGUGAUCACUUAAUAUUGGUUCUGUGGUGAAAAAGACAAUUUUAUGCUAUAAUUGAUCAUGCAGUGUACAAAAACUUGCUGAAAAGUACCACUAGCAUUGAUUUCUGGGGGAUAAACUUAGAUCAAAUAUACUGGAAAGCUUGUUCUUAGUUUUGUUUGAGUGGUUCUUCUUUAAGUGACUGUUCGAUACUGGUGGGAGACAAUAGAAACAGGCUGUUGGGACUCAGUAAAGGGCAACCUUGACCUCUUAACCCUUUACACUCUAACAUCAGUAUGCAUAUUCUCCAUACUGUUUUCUAUACAUUUCCAAAGAGGCUGAGAAGGAGAAUUUGUUUAACAAUUAAGAGCUGCUUUAGUUGGGGAUCAUCUUUUUUAUUCUCGUGACUUUCAUGUUUGAUACAGGGGUGAUAUGCUAAGGAGAAAUUAGAUGCUGGUCAAUCCCAGGGGCUAAUGGGUUAAUAGGGGUGGAAAUUUUAGUAUUUAAGGGGAUGGAAUUUCAGGACUUUGGCAACUGACCGUUUAAUACUGGGUGAUGGUUUUCUCGGGUGCUACUUAAUACAGGUUUGACUGUAUCUGUGAUUGGCAGGAUAAUGUGUUUAAAAUAUAAUUGUCACCUUGACAUGAAAGCAUCAGUAGCAGCACAAGAAUGACAAUGCUAAUCGAUGUGUGGUUUACAGACUUAUAUAUUUUAUUCAAAGAGUAAAUAACAUUCCUAAUGCUGAUUGUCCUGUUGCUUUGCAGUAAUACAAACAAUGAAAGUAAACUUGUCAAAGACAAACUGGAAAUAAAUAGACUUUCAGAGGUACUAUAUAAGUAGAUGCUGUUAAUUUUGUGACUAGAAUUUUAUAUGUAAUAUGGUAUAAUUUAAUUGAACCUAAGAAAGGUUGAUGUAAACAGUUCCAACCACUUUUUCCCUCCAAUUAGGUCAUUUUAGCAAAUUUAUGACCAUUUUCUGCACAUCUCCACUUACCUAAGCACAAUAUUUCUUUUCCUCUCUUUAGCCAGUAAGUUUUUAUCCUCUUAAAAUUAGGAGGUACCUUUUGGGAGUGCUUAACAAGUAUUUAAGCCUUUUGACAGCAAUGCCUCAGAAGUGAUUUGCUUGAAUGCAACAGAGAAAGGUUACAUGGCCUCCACUUUCCCAAAAGUAACUGUAACAUAAGCUUGUUUAUUGGGGAAACAAAUUUGUUCAGACUUGUUUCUAAAAUUUGAGCCAUGAGAGGACGAUAGGUUCUUUGGGAAAUGGCUCCUGUUUACCCAUUAAGGAUUUAAGUGCAUUGAUAGUAAUGUGCACCCAAGAAUUUUAGGAAGUGAAAAAUGUUUCCUGAGAUUGAUGGAAUUUUUUACUCUUGUUUUCCACCAGGUUAAACAAACAGUGAAGCCUGUUGAACCCAAUAAUAAUCUUCUUUGUAAAUUCACACCCUUGUCUGGUUCCUGGACAUGCGAUACUUGUUUAGUGUCAAAUAAAGCAACAGAUAUGAAGUGCAUAGCUUGUCAAAGUUCUAAGCCAUCAAAUGGAGAGUCAGCUCCCAGGAAACCAGCCCCUUCCAGCAAUGACUUGAUGGCAAAGUUUGCCCCAAAACAAGGGUCUUGGUCCUGUGAAACACGUAUGGUUGACAAUGACGCAAGUAAAACAAAAUAUGUUGCUUGUGAGACACCGAAAACUGGUGCUAAACCACCUGUGUUAUCAUCAAAACCUACUAUCAUUAUUGACAAUGACUUGAUGGAGAAGUUUGCUUCGCCACCUGAUUCUUGGGAAUGUGACACUUGCAUGGUUCAAAACAAAUCAACAGACAACACUUGUAGUGCCUGCCAAACACCAAAUCCUGGUGCUACCAAGAGUGCAACAGCAACAGCUACAACAGCACCUUUAAGUGGUAUUUCAUCAAGUAUUAAACCAGACAGUAGUUUAGCAGCAAAAUUUGCUCCUCAAGCUGGCUCUUGGACGUGUGACACUUGCAUGGUUGAUAAUAAAAGUGAAGAUUCAAAUUGUGUGGCUUGUCAAACACCGAGGCCUGGGGCUAAACCAGGAGCAAGUACAGGAAGUGGAUUCAAUGUAGGCGGUGGGCAGACCUUUUCUUCCUCACCCUUUAAAUUUGGAAUGGGAAAUUCAGCAGCUGCAAGUUCUAGCUCAGUAUCAGCAUUUAAAUUAGGGUCCAGUAGCUCUGUAGAUUCUAAAACAAAUGGACAAUCUAGCCCUUCAGUUUCAGUUACUUUUGGAGAUAAUGCAGAUCAAAAUCGCAAAAAUGACACCAAGUCAGAAGGCACCACUCAACUACCUACAUUUGUGUUCGGUUCUUCGACAAUUCUGUCCAAUUUCUCAAGUGAAACAAAGACAGGUGCUCCAACUUUCACUUUUGGUGCUCCAGUUAAUAAUCAAUCGGGCAAAGAUGACAACAGUAAGCCAUCGUUUAGUUUUGGAGGGAACAGUUCUGUUGACAAGUACAAAGCCACCUCUAGAGGAGAGUAUACAUUUGGUACUAAAAAAGUUACCCUUGAUGCCUCUAACAAAGGUAAUCAUGAUUCAUGUUGUUGUUGAUUUUGAUAUGAAACCCAACUUGGUUGUAUUUCUUGAAAUCCUUAGUUUAAGUAAAAGUUUGCAAUUAAGGGAAGAUCUAAGAUUUGCCUUUUUCCGAUGUUACAGGCAGAAGCAAAUACUGGAAAUUAAGUACUUAAAGGCCUAUUUCCAACCAUGAUGCAACGCGGUCGUUUGUUUGUUUGUUUGUUUGUUUGUUUGUUUGAACCACCGCUUUUGUUUAAGUGGCGCCUCUGAUUGGUUAGUUAUUUUUACUUCGUCACGUUGUCUUAAUUUCUUCACACUUAACGCUUUUAUAUUUCAUUUUCUUACAUAUUACAAGAUAUUCCUUUCACCCGCCUCGAUUAGCAUUUGCUAUCUGUGGGUCAAAGGAAUAUCUUGUAAUAUGUAAGAAAAUGAAAAAUAAAAGUGUCUCAGUUUCUCUGAUGAGUUUGGUGAGCUUAUCAAAAUAAUUCUGUUUAAAACAGUUAUAUACGUUUUAAUCCGGUAUGGAAUCAGAUGAAUCCAUUGAUUUUUUGUAGAUUCCGAGGCAGUAAACGCUUUUGGAUCGGUUUUUGCUAAAGAGGAACACGAAAAUCUUUGCGAGCAUUCCGAGGAAAGCGAAAAUGUUGAUCCACCCCAUUUUCAUUCAUAUAUCAAUUUUUUUUAGUGAAGUUUGCCAUCCUUGUUAAAUAGGACCAAGGGUCAGUUGAAGUUUCCUGCCCGUGGAGAGGCGCUUGUGCUCGGAAGAGUGGUCGAGGUUGUUGUCCAUGCAAAGUGGCAAAUAAGAAUUGUAACGCAAACUGCCAGUGUCGCUGACUUUCCUGCAAUGAAGUGACUAGACGUCCGGCAGUCGGACACAGUCUUAAAAUAAUUAAACGUCCGGCAGUCCGAUAUUUUUCCAUAUUUCUCUUCGAAAUCCAAAAAAUAUUUAUACGAAAACGUUCUACCUUUAUUUACAAUCCUCAAACGCUUCCAGGCAAGCCUAAAAUUUCGAACUUGAUGUUUCUCGCUAACCUUGUAUACAGAGUACGAAGCCAUCCAAGCGCUUGACACUUGGGAACUUUUCAAUGACACGGCUGGACACGGUCCUCAAAUAACUCCAUAUUUCUCUUUGAAAUAUACCAAAUUUUCCUUGGAAAAUAUUCUACCUUCAUUUAUAAUCCUCAAGUGCUUCUAGAAAGUGAAAAAAUUCGAACGUUGUCCGUUUCGCCGACCCUGUACACAGAGUACGAAGAGAUCCAAGGGUGACACUUAAAAAAAUUCUACCGGACAAAACUCAAAAUACUGUAAGGAAACUGUAAAAUGACGAACGGCGAACUAAACGUCCGCCAGUCUGAUAUUUUUUCAUAUUUCUCUUUGAAAAAUACCAAUUUCAAUUGGGAAAUAUUUUAUCUUUAUUUAGAAUCGUCAAGCGCUUCUAGAAAGUGAAAAAAUCGGAAUGCUGUCCUUUUCGCCGACUUUGUUCGCAGAGUACGAAGAGAUCCAAGCGUGACACUUAAAAAAAUUCUACUGGACAAAAUUCAAAAUACUGUAAGGAAACUGUAAAACUGUAAAAUGACGAACGGCGAAUGUAUUUACUGUAAAACAGUUGACUAUAUGUCCAGGAUGGCUCUUGAGAAAGACGAUUUUAGAAGGUUUUUAGUAAUCUGGGAAUUUCGUGUUACAGGAAAUUAGGUCGAGGCGCGCGUUGCAUCAAGGGUGAAAAUGGGCCUUUAAGAUAUAUUCCUACAUGUAUAGGCAGUGGGCUUUGGUUGUAGUGAUCCAGAGUUUGUUAAAUGCAUAUGCUGUUUCACUGGCAGCUCUAGAGGUGUAUUAGAAGUUACUGUGUAAGGGAUGGUUGUGAACCUCUCGUGUGUUGGAUUUUGUUUAAGGUAAAUCAAGUUCUAUAACAGAAGCAGCAGCCAGUGGAAUUCUUAAGGUGCCAGAGGUGAAAGACCCUGAUGUUUCAGUACAGUCUACUAAACAGGCAGGAGCUGGAUUGUCUAUUGCUGAUGCUGCCAAGUCAGGCUUUCUCAAAGUACCUGCAGUUGGUGAGAAUAAAGGUUAGUUUUAAGUUAAUUGUUUUAAUGCAGUGGAUGCACUCUGUCAGUUUUAAAUCGUCAGACAAAAGAGGAAUUUUAUUUUAAGUUGAGGAUGUAUGUAGUACCUAAGUGCCAACCGAGAACUCUGCCCUAUCAUGAGCCCCAGUUCCUGACACCAAUCCACACUGAAUAGAUUAUUGAAUGCCGCUUCAUGUUCUUUUGUUGCUACAGUUGAUAUUGGUGCUCCUCCAAACGUUAAUCUGUUUGCAUCAGGGCCUGCUACCAACACACCAAAUGCUUCAUCAAGGUCGUCUUCUGCAGGUUUGUGAAGAGAAAAAUGUUUUGAACUGGGGAAUGAUACUCAAGUAAAACACAACUGUAUAGUGAGAGAAUUUAAAAAACUGCUGCAAGAUUUACGUUUGGAACUCGUUAGACGUUAAAUUCUGAUAAUGUUUAUUUGCGAAAGAUAACGGUACUCAAAAUUGCAAAGCUCAUGAAUCAUUAAAUUGAGUGUAGCCAAGAAAACUUUAGCGGCUGUUUGGCUAUCUGAUCUUAGUGAGCUUAAAUUUUAUCAGUAAUUUUGCUUAUUUACAAUUUUUUUGAUGCGGAAUACAUAUGAAACACUCAAGAAUCACAUCACAUCUCUAAAUGUCUUGAAUGUUGUCAAAAGGACAAGCACUGCUGUGCACAUUAAGUCUUAAUCAAUUAGUUAAUGUUCAGGAUUUUUAAGACACAAAGUGUGAUUUUUAUUAGAUUAUUUUAGACAUUGUCUAGAUAGCGGUAGUAAUUUGAAAAUGAUGUAAAAAUUCAAAGGGUAAAAAACUUUUUUGCUCCAUUUUUGUACAGUCUGGGUGACACUAUUAGCAGUCCCGAGUAUUUUACCCGAGAUCUCAAGCUGUUUAUGAUGUUUAGUUUUAAUGUUGAUGGAUUUUGCUUUGCUCUGUCAACAGCAAAUUCCGGCAGCUCGGGAUUUUCCUUUACUGCACAACCUGGAGCACCAUCGCCAUUUAGUUUUGGGGCUGUACCACCGUCAUCGUCAGCUGCCACCCCUGCUGCAGACUCCAGCUCUACAGCUUCCACCAGUAGCAAGCCCUUGGCAAAUCCCUUAGCCCCAGGGGGAUCCAGCUUACCAACAUUUCAGUUUGGAGCAGCUUCUAGUUCUGCACCUGCCACGAAAUCUGAAGCAGCUAAGACCACAGCUCUAACCCAGUCACCCUUUAGUUUUCCUGUAAAUACUGCAGAACCAGUGAAAACAACGGCCUCUGCGCCGUUUGCAUUCGUGCCAAAUGCUGCACCUCCAGCAAAUACUCCGGCAGGGUCUUUCAGUUUUGGCCCCAAUCUUACGAACACGACAGGGACCCCUGUAGCAGGAGGUUUCCAGUUUGCAACGCCAAGUACUCAACCUUCAAGUGCUCUGAAGCCUGCUGCUCCAUCAGUAACAACAGGAUUAUUCCAGUUUGGUGCUUCAAAUAAAACAGCAAUGACAAGUUCAGCGACACAACCUGCAGCACCCUCAUUUGGAUUAACGUCCACAUCAGUCAGUUCCAGUUCAGCCCCAGUGAAGCCAUUUUCUUUUAGCAGUGGAUCGACAGCGUCAAAUUUUGCGUUCACUCCAACAAAACCCUCUGUACCUAUCGGAGGUAUUCAGCCCCCUUUAAUUUUUGGGGGAUCAACCCCAAAGCCGGAGGUAGCCUUCCCUGGAUUUGGGACCUCACAACCAACAUCAAACCAACAAACAGCAGUAAGCUUUCCAUGUGAUGAAUGAACAGCCUCCAUUUUGGCAUGAAAAUAGGACCGGAUAUUUGUUCGCGGGUAUUUCCUGCUGCUUUGCUCUCGGAAAACUGUGAUCUUGGAAGAACAGAUAAUGUCUAAGGACAAAUAUCCGUGCAUAUUUUCGCUCCAAGUGGAAGCUGUUGUGUUUAUUACCCGUAAAGUAUCUUUGCAACGCGCGGAUAAAAUGUUUUCGAACAAUAAACUGUUUGCUGCGCGUGGAAUUUACUUUUCGUUGUUUUCUGGUAUUACUUUAUAAACAAACAAACAAACGUGUCCCAUGUUCUGUAUCAAUAGCCAAACAAACUCUCAUCUUCAAAUAAAUUGAAACGAACGUUUUUUUUCGUAGUGGACAUAAGGUUUGAAAAUUGGGGAUAUGUCCUCGGAUAUUCCUCAGUUUUAGCUGAGACAUCUUCGAUCACGUGAUGCAUUUAGACCAAUCGCGUGCGAGCAAAAAUACUUGAUGGAUCAGACGCACUCUUAGUAUGUACUAAAAACUGUGGUGAAGGCGCGCCAAUAUUGGCUGCUUAAACUCAUAAUAUCCUUUGCAUGUCACCUUCGCAGCUCGAUAAAUAUCCACUACUAGCCUCUUUCACUUCGGCGAAUAGUUGUAAAAUAUCAUACUUUUCGAAAGUUGUGUAUAUUUUUUUGCUGUGUUUUCUUCCAGCCAUUCAUGUUUGGUGCUGCGUCAUCCAAUGCUACACCUGCGUCAGAAGAAACCAUGGAGGCCGAUGGAAGCAGCAGCUCUAGCAAUCUGUUUGGUUCAGCAGGUGCAGUAUAGUUGAGACGAUGGCGCUUAGGAUACUGGGGUGCCUUGCAAAAGCUAAUGAUCUUAUUGUCAUCAAUGUUAUACCAUUCAUACCUUUUUUUCUCUGAUAAACGCGUUGUUACAUUAUUAUUGCAAUGGCCUGUUAAUUGUGACUCCGAUUGGCCAAUGUGAUGAGGUCUAAUUUAUUAAUAUUAGUUUUAUUUUCCGACCUGCCAGCCAGUACAGGAGGAACAACAUUCGGUACAACGGGCUCCAAUCAAGGAUUUGCCUUUGGAGCGCCAAGUGGUCCUUCCACAGGAGGGUUUAAUUUUGGGGCCGCUCAGGUUGCCCCGGGACCAAACACCUUCGCGUUUGGAGCCAGUGGAGGAGGUGGUGGUCCCACAUUUGGAGCCAGUGCUGGCCCAUCUCUUGCUGGUAAUUAUUUUUAGCUAGUUUGACAAUGAAUAUUCUUUUGGAAAAGUGAAAAAAAAAAUUAGUUUAUGUUGUUUUUGUUUUGGUUUGCAGCUCCCAUUCAAGGUGGAUUCAACUUCGGCGCAGCAACGGCCAACAAUAAUGUAGGAGGCACUGGAGCAUUCAAUUUUGGAGCUCCAUCAGGAGGCCCGUUGUUUACCGCCGGAAUUGCAGGAGAUCCCAAUAAUAUAGCUCAAAGAAAAUUCAAGAAAGCUGUCAGACGCACCAAGCGCUGACCCCGUCCCAGCACUGGGUUUACGAGACAAGACUGUUGUACACUUACCGAGUACAAACGUUACGGGGCUAUCGUCUCUCUCUACCCGAUGGUACAAGUUACGGGUACACAAACGUGACGCGAACUCACCCGAAUUGUCGCGACGACGAUAAAAACUGCGGACUGUUCAAACGAACACUCUGAAACGGCGACGUAUUGUCGCAAGACGUUUGACGAAAACGCUAAACGGCGGCGUUUAUUGGACGCCAUCUUAGACGGACCAAACCAAGCGUGCCGGCUAGGAUAAAAGUAGAUUGGAAAGAA